UUUGCUGGUACUGGUAAUAUUAUUCAGGGGCAUAAACAACCUUAUAAAGUUCACGAGCAAUCGGGCGUUGAAGAACCUCCUUCCAGGCUCAGAAAGAGAAACCAUUCAACAAAUUAUGCCGAAAGCUCAUCGAGAGAGGAAACGAAUUCAGAUUACGAGGAGAAAUCAAAGAGAGUGAUGGAUCCACUUGCAUCAGUAAUCGUAUUAAUUAAACCAUGCCCAUAUUCUACAUUUACUCCAUAUGAAUGGAAGCAAAUAAUUAAUACCAAUCCUUACACUGUCAAAGAGUCGGUUUGGACCAACCCCUUCGCAUCUUCAUUAUCUGAGGCAUGCAAUAAUAUUGCAAUUGGAUUAGAUGGCAAUUUCAUAUUGAAUGAUGGAAGUGAUCUGGAAGACUUACCGUCAGUACAAAUAAAAAGAACCACGGAAAAUGAGCAUCGAUUUAAUUAUUUAGAUCCUUUGUUGAGACCAUUUUUCUGUGGAGAUUCAAAAGACUACGAAAUAAGGAUGGAUAAAAAUUUUAGCUGUAGAAUCAAUGAUAUUACAAUAUUAAAUUCCGAAAUAAAGCCAUUGGGUUGCACGGAAUUACAAAAAAAUAAAGAUUUCGUUAAGGCACAUUUACGGUCUAAAAGAUCAAUAAAUCAGCUUUUAAAUGAAGGCG
This is a messenger RNA of Racocetra fulgida, 661 nucleotides long. NCBI's taxonomy places the organism in Eukaryota, Fungi, Glomeromycota, Glomeromycetes, Diversisporales, Gigasporaceae. The record is from the annotation of a GenBank genome assembly.